This is a messenger RNA of Gorilla gorilla gorilla (western lowland gorilla), 2043 nucleotides long. RefSeq names its product coiled-coil domain-containing protein 74B-like. The transcript has 8 exons. Bases 840 to 1775 code for a protein of 311 amino acids. Lineage: Eukaryota; Metazoa; Chordata; Mammalia; Primates; Hominidae. The record is from RefSeq and is a predicted model, not a curated record.
GCGCGGGGCCCUAGGCCGGCCCUGCCUCCCCAGGCACACUCAACACUGCCGCUCCCGCAGCACAGAAACACAGCCAUCAACUCCAGCACACGCCUGGUGGUGGGCGCCUGUAGUCCCAGCUACUGGGGAGGCUGAGGCAGGAGAAUGGCGUGAACCCGGGAGGCGGAGCUUGCAGUGAGCCGAGAUCUUGCCACUGCACUCCAGCCUCGGUGACACAGCGAGACUCCGUCUCAAAAAAACAAAAACAAACAAACAAAAACUUUAUACAGGGAAACGUGCCCAACGGCGAGUGCGCAGCUCAGUGAAUUUCUUCCAGCUAAACACAUCGGAUCAGGAGCAGGCAUUCCCCCGCCCCCCACCCAGUCCCCGCUUCGCCUGUGCCCAUGCUGUCCUCCGGCGGGGCCUUCCCAACUGCACCCUUAGCUGCUCCUCACCCCCACGCCCCCCUUUCUCCCUCCCUCCUCCCCCACCCCUCCUGCCCCGAGCAGAAGGAGGGCCCGCCAGGAUGUGGGAUGUGGCUCCGCUCCUCGCUCUUGCUUCAGGAGGGCUCCAGCAAGGGCACCAGUGCCCGCGGCCUCUUCUCCCGCCCCGUUCCCUGGUGCUGCCUUACCUGAGUGUCGAGUAUCCCAUCUCCAAGUGUCUGUUUUGUCAGGACCCCCCUUCCCCAUGUCUUAAUAAGCCUCAGGACGCCCCGUUCCUCAUAUCUUCUUGAGCCUCCCCCCAGUCCCUGAUGCCCACAGGAUCAUGACACUGCCAUAGCCAGGGAUUCCAGAGUUCACCUCUGUACCCCUAAAGCCCAGGUUCUGCCUGGCAGUGUGGCCGCCCUCCAGUCAUCUCAGAUGGAUGAGGCCGAUAUGCCAGAUCUCCAUUACAAGCUCAUAAUGAAUCACAGAAGAAAGCCCUCCUGCUUUCCAGAUGGCCCCUCAGGAAACCACCCUUCCAGGGCCUCUGCUCCCUUGGGCGCUCGCUGGGUCUGCAUCAACGGAGUGUGGGUAGAGCCGGGAGGACCCAGCCCUGCCAGGGUGAAGGAGGGCUCCUCACGGACACACAGGCCAGGAGGCAAGCGUGGGCGCCUUGCGGGCGGUAGCGCCGACACUGUGCGCUCUCCUGCAGACAGCCUCUCCACGUCAAGCUUCCAGUCUGUCAAGUCCAUCUCUAAUUCAGUGACUGGCCUUGUAGGGUCUGACUUGCAGCCAACUCUCAAGGCAAGGCCAGGCCCCAGCCCGGCUCCUUCAACAAGCAAGAUUCAAAAGCUGACGUCCCCCAGAAGGCGGACCUGGAAGAGGAGCCCCUACUUCACAACAGCAAGCUGGACAAGGUUCCUGGGGUACAAGGGCAGGCCAGGAGCUGCCUGUAUGGGGAACAGCCAGCACCAGGGCAGGCAGAUGGGGGCGGGGGCACACCCCCCAAUGAUCCUGCCCCUUCCCCUGCGAAAGCCCACCACACUUAGGCAGUGCGAAGUGCUCAUCCGCGAGCUGUGGAAUACCAACCUCCUGCAGACCCAAGAGCUGCAGCACCUCAAGUCCCUCCUGGAAGGGAGCCAGAGGCCCCAGGCGGCCCCGGAGGAAGCUAGCUUUCCCAGGGACCAAGAAGCCACGCAUUUCCCCAAGGUCUCCACCAAGAGCCUCUCCAAGAAAUGCCUGCUUCUGAGCCCACCUGUGGCGGAGUGUGCCAUCCUGCCCGCACUGAAGCAGACCCGGAAGAACAACUUUGCCGAGAGGCAGAAGAGGCUGCAGGCAAUGCAGAAACACCGCCUGCAUCGCUCAGUGCUUUGAGCCACCCGCAUCUGGUCAGUGCCAGGCCCACCAACCUGCAGCUGGAGACUGGCUCUCUAUAGCAUUUCCUGAUAUUUCCGCUACUUUUAGGCCUGGCUAAAUUCCAAGAUAGAUAACACUCAAGAUAGAUAAAGUACUUGAUCUCCAAACUGACAAACUGUUUAUUUUCUAGCUGUUAUUUUGCUAUUUGGCAUUUACAUAAAAGCACAUGAUGAAGUAGGUCUCGCCUUACCUGUUGAAACUGAAAAUAAAGCUUGUUUAUUUCCAA